AGCCACUUCAAUAAUGUUUUGUUUCUCUCAGUUUCAGCAUCAUGAAGACAUUGCUGUAUUACCACGUUUAUAUGAUUUAUGUUUGGUCCAUACUGGUUGGUAACUUACCAAUGAAAGUAUCGACACAGACGUCACCGCUUUGCGGUCCUGACUGGAUUUACUCCAGUAAUUUCUGUUACCAACUUGUAAGGGAAAAUAAGAAGUGGGAAGAUGCUAGAACUCACUGUCUAGAGAAGAAUGCUGAUCUUUUGUUUUUCUCCAAUAUGGAUGAACUAAACACUUUUAAAGAUGUAUUAAUUGAACUAUACUAUACACCUGGAGAUGCUCCUACACUAUUUUGGAUAGGAGCUAAUGACAGGAUGAACGAAGGUACUUUUGUCUGGGCUGAUAACUCACCAUUAAGUGUUACUAAUUGGUACCCGGGAGAACCGAAUGAUUUAGGAGGAUAUGAAGACUGUGUUGUAAUGAAUUUUCCGCAGUAUGGAUGGAAUGAUGCUGGAUGCAAAAUAUAUACCAUUUUCUUUAUCUGCAAGAAAUAUAUUGAUGAAUGCGCGAGUAAUCCGUGCAAAAAUGGCGGCACAUGUACAAAUAACCAGAAUCAAUUCACGUGUGCAUGUAUGACUGGAUGGACGGGCGAAGAUUGCAAUAUAGAUAUUGAUGAAUGCGCGAGCAGUCCGUGCAAAAAUGGUGGCACAUGUACAAAUAACCAGAAUCAAUUCACGUGUGCAUGUAUGGCUGGAUGGACGGGCGAAGAUUGCGAUACAGAUAUUGAUGAAUGCGCGAGCAGUCCGUGCAAAAAUGGUGGCACAUGUACACAUAACCAGAAUCAAUUCACGUGUGCAUGUAUGGCUGGAUGGACGGGCGAAGAUUGCAAUACAGAUAUUGAUGAAUGCGCGAGCAGUCCGUGCAAACAUGGUGGCACAUGUACAAAUAACCAGAAUCAGUUCACAUGUGCAUGUAUGGCUGGAUGGACGGGCAAAGAUUGCAAUAUAGAUAUUGAUGAAUGCGCGAGCAGUCCGUGCAAAAAUGGUGGCACAUGUACAAAUAACCAGAAUCAAUUCACGUGUGCAUGUAUGGCUGGAUGGACGGGCGAAGAUUGCAAUACAGAUAUUGAUGAAUGCGCGAGCAGUCCGUGCAAACAUGGUGGCACAUGUACAAAUAACCAGAAUCAGUUCACAUGUGCAUGUAUGGCUGGAUGGACGGGCGAAGAUUGCAAUAUAGAUAUUGAUGAAUGCGCGAGCAGUCCGUGCAAAAAUGGUGGCACAUGUACAAAUAACCAGAAUCAAUUCACGUGUACAUGUAUGGCUGGAUGGACGGGCGAAGAUUGCAAUACAGGUACAUAUUUCAAACUGCGCAUUGCACCAAAUAUAUUAGAUAUUGAACUUGGAGACAUAGGCAUAUCACCAGAGCUCAGAUUCAAUGAAAAUGCUUUUAAUACUCCAUAUGGAAAGUCGACACAUUUUGACCCGUAUUUUCAGUUCCGAUGUUCGUUCAAUGUGCUAGCGGAUUUCUAUUACAAGGUUAACUGGUACGUGAACGGGGCCCUUCUAGUUUCAUAUGGCCCUACAACAGACAUAAAUGGCUUACUUUUUCACCAGAGUGUGCUUAUAGACAACAAUAUAAAAAUGGGAUUCGAUAUUACUUGUGGCGUCAGUGCUCUUACAUCUGAUAAUACGGAUGCCGGGGUAACAGAAAUGGUAUUUAGUGCAAGCUUUUUUGCAGGCAUUAAAAUAUCAAAUACAACCAUCAACAUUGAUAAAGGUGACACAGCGGUUCUUCAAAUGACAUCAACAAUGCCAAUAGGCUGCAGAUAUGCCGAUCUACCAGCGGGGGAUGAUUGUAUUGAAAAUUUUCAAAUUUUUAACCGUGAUAAUGAAGACAUACAAUGCGAAGCUGGCGUUGCUAAUUUAGCUGCACUACAACCAAACCAACGAUGCUCAAAUGGUCUGCAGACGCUAAAAAAUGGAUCAACUUGGAACCCUGAUACAGUGUUCAAUUUCUCGAUAGUGACAACAGACAUGAACUAUGAUGAUAAACGGCUUUUUUACCUUUUGUUACAAUUUCCCGAUACAAUGGGUCAUGCGAUUUGGAGGAAUUAUAAAUUUCCAUUGAUUAAGGUUAUCGUAUCUGACAAUGGCGAAUACAAAUCAAAGAUAUGUUACUCUCACGUAGAUCCACAUAUGAGAUCAGCUGACGGCGUAUAUUAUGAUCAACACAAAAAGAACGGUCAGCCUUUUCCUGGUGUGUUCAUGUUAUAUCAUAACACUAAAUAUGGAAUCGAGGUUCAAGAAAAAUCUAAGAUCUGCAGUGGUGUAAGGGCGACGUGUGCCUGUGGUGUUGCUAUUCGAGCCGGUAAAGAUGUUUUCAUGAUUAAUAGGUGUGGCAGUAUAAACUAUAUUGGUUUUACAAAAUGCGAAGACGGUGGAAUUUUACAAGUCGUAAGGAUAAAUGAUUACACAUACGAUGUUUUUACACCAAUUGGUACUAAAAUAACAAUUAGGCUACACGGUUACUUUAUGAACAUUGACAUAACAAUGGCACCUAAAGACUUGCUUAACAUUGAGGGACUAUGUGGCCAGUUUGACAAUAAUCCAGCCAAUGAUUUUCGACAUAGAGACGGAACUAUUUCAGAAAACAAUUCAGCUGAUAAAAACAGCCAUUUUGCAGACUUUACAGAAAGCUGGAGUUUGACUUUGGAUGAAACAAAGCCACUCAACUUAUUUCUUACAGGACAUAGGGAUUUAACCAGUUGGGGUGAUUUAAAUGGUAUGUUUUGUGUCUGUAGCUCUACAUCAGUAGCAGAAGCAGCAUGCUAUCCCACCCAAUAUUUGAAUUGUACAAUGAGCAGAUCAAUAACUGGUACAAAAUGUAAAGUACCAAACAGGAGGAAAAGAAGUGCUAAACAUGACAAAGAAAUAGAAAGAUUACUUCAGUUAAUGUCUUCAACAGAACAAAAUACAGCUGAAAUUAACACUAGGAUCAAGCGUCAAGAUAUCAAUAUAAUUACGGAAACAGCAGCUCAAAAACUGUGUGCAGACAAAAUUUCCGGUAGUCUAGCUGUGCAAGGAUAUUCAGAAGUUAUUGGCAAUGAAGAUCCUGAUGAAGUUAUAAGUCAAUGUACAUUUGAUGUAAUGGUUGGAAACGAUACGUCAUGGGCUCGAGCACAUGUAGAAUCUGUUAAUAAUAUUGUAAAGAAUAUAAUAGAAAGGGAACCUUCAUACACUGCAAAUAACACUGAAAAGGUUAUUACAUUCUUUAAAAAUACAUGCCCUGGAAACUGUAGCAACAACGGUGAAUGUACACACACAAGUGAGUGUGAUUGCUUUGAAUUUUUCCAUGGAGCGGAAUGUGACAUAGAUGAAAGAGAUCCUUUGAUAAUUGACGACAUAGAAGGUGGCGGAGAAUGUGAUCUAGGUGAUGGCGAAGAAUGUAAAUGUUUCCAUAUCAGAUCUUCAAAUAUUCUUGAAGGUUUAAAAUGCAAAGCCAAUGCUUUCAAGAUUUCAGUCACUGGUGAAAGGGAGAUGCAAUACACAAAGUCAUUCAUAGGUGGAUAUGAGGAUAUAUUUACUGGGGUGUGCUGUGUUCAAGACAACAUAAUUGAUACGGAAAGUUUAUUUGUUACGCAAUACGAUUUUUCUAUCAGCAAUAAUGGUUUAACGUACGGAAACUAUAAGAGUCUUUACGUGUUCGACUCAACUUGCCAAGAAGGGGAGUAUACUUCUUUCGAAAACGCAUCAUUCAGCUUAAAGACUGGAUUCUGUUUCAUCAAUGGAUUUUGUACAGCGGAAAAAGAGAUGGCUCCUGUUGGUUGUUUAGCAUGUCAGUCUAUAAAGGAUAAAUAUAACUGGACAGUUUAUAACCCAUGCCAGAAUAGUGGUUCUUGUACUGACGAAACUAACGGCUAUUCUUGCGUUUGCGUUGAUGGAUAUGGCGGGAAGAAUUGUGAAAUCGGUAACGCUUACAUUUUUUUCAAAAGACUAAAUGUAAAGCAAUUUAUCAAAUAA
Ruditapes philippinarum (Manila clam) is the source of this 4004-nucleotide messenger RNA. RefSeq names its product von Willebrand factor D and EGF domain-containing protein-like. NCBI's taxonomy places the organism in Eukaryota, Metazoa, Mollusca, Bivalvia, Venerida, Veneridae. Gene Ontology annotation, biological process: heterophilic cell-cell adhesion; establishment or maintenance of epithelial cell apical/basal polarity. The record is from RefSeq and is a predicted model, not a curated record. Gene Ontology annotation, cellular component: protein-containing complex; plasma membrane. Gene Ontology annotation, molecular function: calcium ion binding. The transcript is spliced from 27 exons. Bases 42 to 4004 code for a protein of 1320 amino acids.